Molecule: messenger RNA, 4147 nt
Organism: Monopterus albus (swamp eel)
Lineage: Eukaryota; Metazoa; Chordata; Actinopteri; Synbranchiformes; Synbranchidae
Gene: tmem151ba
Product: transmembrane protein 151Ba
Exons: 2
Coding region: 489-2009 (506 amino acids)
Source: RefSeq, a predicted model, not a curated record
UUGGUCCAUCCAGACAAGGUGAUGCAGGGGGUGGGUGUCUCUGUGCAGCGCUGGGUUAUUUACAGCGUGGUGUCGGGGGGCUGCUCACACGUGCCGCUGCCUGUCGUCUUUGUCUUGUUUCCCAGCUUCACGGGCUGCAAUGGGUACUGUCUUCAGGGAGAGGCGCUGACUGCUGCUUUUGCCAUUUCCUAACAUUGCAUCCCUUGCAGCAGUCUUCACCAGCAUUUACUCACUGCAUCACGAGAAAAGUCUCACCCGAUUUUGCACGUCUUCCGAGGCACAAUGACCGGAUUCCCGCAAGCAACCCAGCGUCGUCUGUCCACCUGGAAGAUGCUAGGAUGAUGCAUCUCUUUAUUUGGGCACCUUGUGAACUGGUUCUCUUUGAAUGAUGCACAGAGAGAUUCUCGGUGUGUUUAUGUUUUACUCUGAUUUGGAAACCCCACAUCCUAAAAGAAGGUCCAUGCCCGGACUUUUGUACCAUUAUCAUCAUGUCUCCAGCAUCGGCUGCGACAGCCAGUGAAAGCAGCACCACCACCGUCCCCGAAGAGGAGCCGGACAGCCCCCGAGAGGAGCAGCGGCCACAGAAACAGUCCCUGACUAAAUCUCUGUGCCAGGAAACUCACUGGAAAUGCCUGCUGCUGUCCCUGUUGAUGUAUGGCUGCGUCGGCGUGAUGGUCUGGUGCCAGGUUACCAAGGUCACACGCCUCUCCUUUGACAGUGCUUACAAGGGGAAGUCUAUGAUGUACCAUGACAGUCCUUGCUCCAACGGCUACAUCUACAUCCCUCUGGCCUUCUUGGUCAUGCUCUAUGUGGUCUACCUGGUGGAGUGCUGGCACUGCUACACCAGAAAUGAGCUGCAGUACAAAGUGGAUGUGAACAGUGUGACUGAGCGUAUCCAGCGAAUGCAGCAGGCCACACCCUGCAUCUGGUGGAAGGCCAUUAGCUAUCACUAUGUCCGGAGGACGCGACAGGUGACACGGUACCGUAACGGAGAUGCCUACACCACUACACAGGUGUACCAUGAGCGGGUCAACACCCAUGUGGCUGAGGCGGAGUUCGACUAUGGCAACUGUGGAGUUAAGGACAUCUCGAAGCACCUGCUGGGCCUGGACAGCUUCCCUAUCACCAGGCUGAGGUUCACUAAGUGCUUUAGCUUUGCCAAUGUGGAGUCAGAGAACUCCUAUCUGACCCAGCGGGCCAGGUUCUUCACGGAGAACGAGGGUCUGGAUGACUACAUGGAGGCCCGUGAGGGGAUGCACCUGAAGAAUGUAGACUUUAAGGAGUAUAUGAUUGCCUUUUCUGACCCUAAUCACCUUCCCUGGUAUGCGUCCAACUCCACUUUUUGGGUGGCAGCUGCUUUCACCCUCUCCUGGCCUCUGCGGGUGCUGAUAGAGUACCGCACUGCUUGUGUACACUUCCAUGUGGAGAAGCUGUUUGGCUUUGACUAUGUGCCAGUAACACCAUCUGAGGAGCGGCCAUACUGCCGACACAUCCCACGAGUCAACACAAUCGACAGCACAGAACUGGAGUGGCACAUCCGCUCCAACCAACAGCUUGUGCCCAGCUACUCAGAGGCAGUUCUCAUGGACCUGACCCAGCUCUCAGGAAGCUGUAACAGCUACUCCAUAUGUAGAGGCUACAGGCAGAACUGCGAACGCUGCCACCGUGCCAUCAGCAGCUCCUCCAUCUUCUCUCGCAGUGCUCUCAGCAUGUGCAACACAGGGAGCCCCCGCAUCCCCUUUAGCGCCAGUCGCUUCUCCCUGGGCCGACUUUAUGGUUCCAGGCGGAGUUGCCUGUGGAGGAGCAGCGGGAGCCUGAAUGAGCGUUCCUGCCCCACGGAGAGCACACACUGUCUGUCAGGCCAACAGCAGACCAGUGAGGAGAACCCUCCAAACUAUCAGGAUGCUCUGUACUUCCCGGUGCUCAUUGUACAUCGCAACGAAGGCUGCCUCAACCACGACCAUCGCUCUCUGCAUAGAAACGGCUCCUGUGUAGAGACUUCACUAUGACCCACAUCUGCCGCACUGGUCCAAGAAAGAAUAUAAUAAUACAGGAACGGCGUGAGAAACCUCUUGACCUCUGGGCUGGGAAAACAUUGACUUCUGCUUCUCUCUUUUAGCUACAGCAGGUGUGACUCAGCCACGUGUAAGUUACCACAAACUACUGUAAAAGCCACUGUAGCCUCAAACAGGGAACAAAGUAUGUGUGGGAAAUCUUUACAGUACAAUAAACAAGUCAUGGAACAAAGGCCUGAUGGUCUUGAUGAGACUGUUUAAAAUACAAUGUGGCUUUAAGGAACCCUACUUACAUGGCAUGUACAGCCCUAAGGGUUGAAUACCCAGGAGAGUCACAUCCUACUGUAAAUGCCACAUUUAUAGAUCUUAGUCACUGACAGUUUGUAAGGACAUGAGUAAUACUUCUAGUAUUUGCAGCCUGAAAUGUUUUGACUUAGCAGUAGCUUAAAAAAUUGCCAAGAAAUGAAGGGACCAUUAAUGGAUUCCUGAAUGAGAAAUAAAAUAUUUAAAAAUUUUCCUGAUGCACACAUCAAGUAAGAUAUGUGAACUGGGUGAAUCAUGAGGGAAAAUGCUAAAAUACUGUAUCAGCAUCCUUGUCAAAACAUAGCUAACAAGUACAAAUAGUUCUGAUGAAAUAACAUAGGUCUUAUGGCUCUUAUAAAAAAAAGAAGUUAACUCGUGUCCGAAUACAAAAUCUAAACAUCAGCAAUAUAAAAGAUUUUGAUACUGAAUGCUCACAAAAAUUCAUUUCAAAGAGGAAAACAUUUCUGUAGUAUAAAAAUAAAUAUUUGAUGCAGAUGCUAAAAUAUCCAGCGAACAGAAAUCGGCUUGGUUGCACUGACAUUAUCCUUCCUAGCUCGCUAAAUAUAGCAACACAGUCGAUGAAUAAUUAAGCACAGGAGGGCUAAAGGACACGAUAAGUUCAAACUGAAUUACCAACUCUCCCUCAAACUGAUUCUUCAUUACUAUGAAGUGUAUAUGUUCUAUAAUGGCCCACUAGAUUGUAAUAAACCUCCCCAUAAUAUUGAUGGAUCAGUGUUAACUCAACUAGUUUAAAAUCCAUUUAAUUUAAUUUAAUAUUUGGCAAUAUUUUAUUCAGCCUACCUCUUUGUUUAAGUGCCUAGUACUCAACUGGUUCUGAUAAGCAUAAGCUACCGCUAUCUAAAUUCAUCUCAUCACAAUAUGUUCCCAUUAAAAUAACUUAAAUGUACACUUACAGUAGCACAUGGUAUACAGUGUAUAGGCGAAGCAUUAUGAAUUAUUACCUGAUCUAUUUUUUUUUAAUCAGACCCCAAUUCAGACUCUAAAUACAGAUGAUUUUUCUUUUCAGUGUAACAUAGCAGGGGAAAAGCCAGCUCAGCGCUGCUGCUGCGUAUCAGAGAGACAGGCAGAGAGCUGGCCAUCAAAGGCGCUAGAAAUAGGCCAAGUCCUGGAUUCACUACUGACAGUGUCAUAUUUAAUAAUAUGACAGGAUUACUUUAAAGCACAAAAAAUACUUUCUUUCAACUGAGUGAAUGCAGUAGCUUAGUCACGGUGAAUUUAGUUUUACAGCCAAGUGAUGUAAAACAAUACAAUGUUUAAUGGUAACGGUGAUGAAAAUUGAGCAUGCUAAAUAAAUAAAUAGGUAUGGAUUUGCUUCUAAAAUGCUCACUGAAACACAACUCAUCACUCAAAGUACGCCUUAUUUCUUCUAUUAUUCAUUCAUUCAUUCAUUCAUUCAUUUUCUACCGCUUCUUCUAUUAUUCCUUAACAAUUAUGAAAAAUCUUAGUGCUACUUUGAAGGAUGAAAAGAAGCAAAGAGCUCAUACAAGAAAGUAUUAAUUUACACACUAGAUUUCAUCUCAGGAGACCUGCAGUGAAAGAUAAACUGGAAUGGAUCACUGGCAGAUCAUUUACUCUAAGCCCAUCUGAAUCAUCGAAUUUCUAUCAAUAAGAGUCUUGCAUUUUGUGGGUUGGGCAUUUUGUGUUAUUUCCUGUAAUAACUUGUCUUCACAAUAAUGGGCUCGUCCUGUAAAUUCGGACCAAUCAGCCAUACUCAUUACAUUCCAUGUGUGGUGUUAGAUUUGGAGUUGUGGACUGUCUUUGUAGCAAUACUAGAGAAUACACUAAAAACAACAACAACAACAACAAAA